Messenger RNA from Hemicordylus capensis (graceful crag lizard), 3373 nucleotides. RefSeq names its product aquaporin 8 (gene AQP8). The record is from RefSeq and is a predicted model, not a curated record. The coding region runs from base 151 to 921 and encodes 256 amino acids. Lineage: Eukaryota; Metazoa; Chordata; Lepidosauria; Squamata; Cordylidae. Gene Ontology annotation, cellular component: plasma membrane. Gene Ontology annotation, molecular function: water channel activity. The transcript is spliced from 6 exons. Gene Ontology annotation, biological process: transmembrane transport; water transport.
AAAGGGAGCGUGCCAAGACUUCCCUGAGAUAAGGCAACCCUUUUGACACAGCCCAAGAGGGCCAUUCUGCAAGAGAACCUGGUGGCAGCUAACAGGUGUCCCUCGUCUCCUGCUCUUCCCAGAACAAACAGCCAGACAGUCUGCCCAGGCAUGUCGGACAUCGGGUUGGGCCAGAGGUCUGCCAAGGAGUCGGAGCUGGAGGUCAAGUGCAGCCCCCCCCAGCCGCACUGGUUUGAGCAGUACAUCCAGCCCUGCCUCGGGGAGCUGGUGGGCUCCGCCUUCUUCAUCUUCAUCGGCUGCGCUUCGGUCAUCGAGAACGUGGAGGGCACCGGCCGGCUCCAGCCAGCACUGGCCCACGGGCUGGCCCUGGGGCUCACCAUUGCUGUCCUGGGCAAUAUCAGCGGUGGCCACUUCAACCCGGCUGUGACGCUGGGAGCCUGGCUGGUCGGCGGGCUGAACAUGGCGAUGGUCCUUCCCUACUGGGCCGCCCAGCUCUGUGGUGGGCUGGUCGGAGCUGGUCUGGCCAAGGCCGUAAGCACCGGCGACAGGUACAGCAACGCCUCUGGGGCCGCCUUCACCACCAUCACGUCGGAUGACCAAGUGGCAGCGGCUGUCAUUGGCGAGAUUGUCAUGACCAUGUUCCUGGUCAUGACCGUCUGCAUGGGAGCCAUCAACGAGAAGACCAAGAGCCCCCUGGCCCCCUUCUGCAUCGGCUUCACCGUGACCGCGGACAUCCUCGCAGGGGGCGCUGUCUCAGGAGCCUGCAUGAACCCGGCCAGAGCGUUUGGUCCGGCACUGGUUGCAAACUACUGGGAUUACCAUUGGGUGUACUGGGUAGGCCCCAUCGUGGCCGGACUUCUCGUCGGGGCAUUGAUAAGGUUCGUGAUUGGGGACAAGAGAACCCGCCUCCUCCUAAAAUGAGGGGCCCCUGGGCAGACUCUGGGAUGGGGCGCAGAGCCUAAAUGGGUCCCUCCUAAGCUCUUCAGUAUGAAACGAAAAUCUCUCUGACAACCGUCCACCAAGAUCUCUACUUCCCUGUCCAGUCGCUGCCCCCACAGCAGGACUUUAGGGCAGCUACAUCCACCUGGGGUGAGGGGGGCAGCCGAGACCCUGGAGAAUGCUGCGAAAUGCUGCUCCCUACUCUUGAAAACGAAUUUUCGAUGAUUUCCACGCUGUUCAAAACCAACACAGGUGCACCGGCUCCCAUCAGAAGAAGGACAUCUCGCCUUUGGUGCUCCUGGUAGGAAUGUCCAGGAGGGGGCGCCUUGCUACUGUACUGUUCACACACCAGUUUUGAACAGGCGGGGUGGGGAGGGGAAGAGUCCCAGGUUCAAGCUAGCUUCCCACCACACCUUCUAACUUCAAAACCUUGCUCCUUCAUUACAGGAGUGUUGGUUGCUCCAGCUGCCCUGCCUGUCUGUGCCUUUAAUAGUUGUCUGGCAGGCUACUAUUCAGCAGGUCCAGCUUUCCCUGACAAGGAGUUUGCAGCAAUGGGAAAGGCUCCAGCAGUGCACAGUUCCUGUAGCUGGAGAGGGCUGAGGAAGCCCUGUCUGGAAAGUGGUUGUCUUAGGUCACUUGUCAAGAAGGAGAGGGCAUUCUGAAGAUGGGCAGAGGCGCUCUUCUUCAGGAUGACUUUGCAGGGCUUUCAAAACACAACCUAGGGCUGAGACCCUGAGUGGGUGCCUCGGAUGCUUAGAUGUAGGCCUGCCUGGAGCUGCUGCAUCUCUCUGGGGUCUUGGGCACAGAGAGGUCUCCGCCACCAGCACCUGCUGCUUCCAGCCUGAGAUCCCUUUCACUGGAGAUGCCACCUUGGAUUAAGCCCUGGGACCUCCUGCAUGCCAGGCAGAUGCUCUGCCACACAGCUUCCUCCUCUCUCUCUCUCGCUCUCUGUCCAUUGUUAGCAUCGUCUCCAGCCCAGCCAGAUCUGUGGGAUUCACCCAGAACACACACACACACACACACACACACACACACACACACACACACACACACACACACCACGUUUCUCUUUGAACUGACUUCAUGUGCAAAAAUUACCACAUUCAUGAAGGAAGGUUCCCCCCUCCCUCCCUCCCCGUCCAUCCCCUUGGCCUUUGCUUUCCAUGUGGAGGGAUAUCCCAACGGGAGCAAAGAGCAGCUUGGCUGGAGGGUUCUUUUUUGGUACGAUCUUUUCAGAGCAUUGCCAUGGCAACUCCUCAUCCUGCAAGCAUCUUUGCUGCUGCUGCCGCCACCACCGCCAAGGCCGUCCUUAUUACUGAAAGGAGAGGAAAUGGCUCUUUGCUUUCUUAGCCGUCUUCUUGCCGCUCUGGACUAGCAGAGGCCUGGCUAAGGUUGGGUGGCAUGGAAAUUGGGGACCCAGCAAGGCUGGACAUGCCCAACACCUUCCCCUGUGGUCCCCGGCAAAAGUCCAAAGCUUCCCAAAAUGGGGAGGAGUGCUGUCAGCCCCACAGCGUGUUCGAGCCCCAAUAGAUGCCUUGAAAUCUCUUUUUUAAAAGGGCUCUGAAACCUUCUGGGUGUCAGUAGCAGAAGCCAAAGCAGCAGCUUUGGCCAGCAAAGGCCCACGGGAAAGUGUUGCCGAUCCAAAAUGGAAAAUGUGUCCCUUUGAAAGGAAAUUGGAAUUCCCAGGUCGUUUAAAAAUGAAAGGAAGAAAAUACAGCCUAGAUUGCAGCUUGGCAAAAAGGCAGGGGGGGGGGAAAUACAAGCUCUCUUUCAGCAAAUGCCCCUUUAUUGUUAUUUAUAGAGGGCUCUCAGACAGUCUACAAGAGCAAUACUCAGUUUCACUCUCAGAACAGGGCUCUUGAACGGCAGGAAAAUUGUUAAAUUGUUCAGACUUAAAGAAGAGAAGGCAAAAUAUCAAAGAGAGACACCGCUCCCCUAGCCUGAUAUAGGUCCCUCAGAUUGGUGCGUGUGUGUCCUUCCUUUGUUGCUCUUUCUCUUGCUGGAUUUUGCUUGCUUAGUGCCACCUUCAGACAUCUUGGCAUCCGUCUGGGAUCCGUUCCCUAUCCCUCACUUCACUAUACAUGCAGGAGGUCCCAAGUUCAAUCCCUGGCAGCGCCUCCAAGUGGGGCUGGAAAGGACCCUUCUCUGCCCGAUACCUUGGAGUGCCUCUGCCAGUCAGUGUAGGGAGUACGGAACCAGAUGCACCAAGGGUCUGACUCCGUAGAAGGCAGCUUCCCGUGUUCCAGUUUAAGGGCUGCCUGCUCUUCCUUUUGAGAACACAGUGCAAAAUUGUUAUUAUUAGUGGUGGUGUUUUUUGUUGUUUUUUUAAAGGGAAUGGAAACAUGAUGCAUUAGAACACAAUGGAUACAUGAUUGAUAUUCCCAACUGCACACGUUGCAUCUUUAAUGAAGAGAGACUAGUUGAUUAAGAAGCA